Molecule: messenger RNA, 915 nt
Organism: Capsicum annuum
Lineage: Eukaryota; Viridiplantae; Streptophyta; Magnoliopsida; Solanales; Solanaceae
Exons: 5
Coding region: 1-915 (304 amino acids)
Molecular function (GO): zinc ion binding
Source: RefSeq, a predicted model, not a curated record
AUGGUUGAAUUACCUGUAUUUGAGGAGCGCUUCAGAUGUAUCGACAUGACUAAUCGAGCCAAGCCUACAAGGAACUUAUAUAUGCAAGGUCGGCUAAAGCGUAAAGCUUCUAAAGCCACUGCUGCCCAAAAUUUCCUGGCAUAUAAUUUAAAGGAAGCGUACAGGGAAAGACAAAACAUGUGUGUUGUUUCUGAUACGAAUCCAAGCAUCAUAAAGGCUGUUAGCGAUGUGUACAACGAUGUUCCACAUUAUGCAUUUUACCGAGGCUGGACUUUGAUUUCAAACAUUGUGGAGUCAAUAAAUGGAGUACUUGUAUCAGCUAGAGAACUGCCAAUUUAUGACUUUCUUGAGGAGGUUCGAUUAUUAUUUGCAAAAUGGAACUGCAAAAAUAGGCAACAGGCUUCAUAUACCUUCACACCACUCAUUGAAAAGUUUAAUGACAUACUCAAAGAGAACGAGGCUUUGUGUACUCAUAUGACGGUUGUACCAGCCAUAGAAUAUGUGUAUACGGUACACGACAAACAAAAAUACUUCAUUGUUUGCCUCAAGGAAAAAAAUCUCAUGAAUGCAUUUCAACUAGAUCAGAUACCAUGUGCACAUGCUUGUGCGGUGUUGGAGAAGAAGAAUUUUGAGAAGGGGCCAUACUGUUGUGAUUUGUUUAAACCAAAAACUGUUUCGAAGACAUAUGAUAUUCCCAUCUACCCGUUGCCACACAAAGAUGACUGGCUAAUUCCAGAGAGCGUACUUGGUGAAAUUGUACUGCCUCCAAAAUACGAAAGACCUCUAGGAAGACCUGCAAAGAAGGAUUGUGGAAAAUCAGGUCGGGAUAUGUUUAGAAAGAAGAACAUCAACUCAUGUGAUGUUUGUGGGGCUAAGGUUCACAAUAGGCGUUCUUGUAGGAAAUAUCGAAAAUGA